UUAUCUCAGUUCUCACUCACUGGUCGGAAGGAAGGACACACACCUGCUCCCCCCCAAGGGAAAACCCACACCUUUCUCCUCUCCCGCCGCCGCCGCCGUCGCCGGGCGCCAUGUCGACGGCCGACAUCGCCUGCCUCGAGCACGUCACGGACUGCUGCCUCCCGCCCUCCCCGGUCUCCCCCGCCGCCCACCUCUCCGCCGCCACCUCCUCCUCCGACGGCGAGGACCGCAUCAGCGCGCUCUCCGACACCCUCCUGCGCAACGUCGUCUCCCGCCUCCCCGUCAAGGACGCCGCCCGCACCGGCGCGCUCUCGCACCGCUGGCGCGGGCUCUGGCGCGCCACCCCGCUGGCCCUCGACGACGCGCACCUCCUCCCGUCCCCCGCCCCCGCCGCCGCGUUGGUGUCCCGCGUCCUCGCCUCCCACCCCGGCCCCUUCCGCGCCGUCCGCAUCGCCGAGAUCCGCGUCGACGAGUCCAACGAGGAGGCCCUCCUCCCGGAGUGGCUCCGCCACCUCGCCGACAAGGGCGUGGAGGACCUCACCCUCGUCAACCGCCCCUACUCCUUCGACGUGCCCGUGCAGCUGCCCGCGACCCUCCUCCGCUGCGGCACCUCGCUCCGCCGCCUCUACCUCGGCGUCUGGCUCUUCCCCUUCACCACCGGCCUCCCGCGCGGCCCCGGCGUCUUCCCCCACCUCCAGGAGCUCGGCCUCUGCCACGGCAUCACGGAGGAGAGCGACCUCGACUACGUGCUCGCCUGUAGCCCCAAGCUGGAGACCCUGGCGCUCAUCUCCAACUACGGCUACCCCGACCGCGUCCGCAUCGGCAGCCGCAGCCUCCGCUGCGUGCUUGUCUGGCAUUCCUUGGCCGACGAGGUCGCUGCCGUGUCCGCCCCAAAUCUGCAGCGCAUCAUUAUCUACUGUACGCACCCCAGUGAGGAUGACGGGGUCACCAAGGUCAGGAUCGGCCAUGCUCCCCAGCUCGCCGUGCUCGGCUACUUGGACACGGCCACCCACGAGCUUGAGAUCGGCAACACCAUCAUCAAGGCUGGGGUGACAAACCCAAAUACAGUGGUUCCAAGUGUGAAGGUGUUGGCUCUGAAGGUCCGUUUCAGAGUGCCCAAAGAAGUCAGAACUUUGCUGUGUUUCUUGAGAUGCUUCCCUGGAGUAGAGACCUUACACAUCAUGGCUUCCGACAACGACACCGACCACUACGAUGACCCGGGUGAAGUCAAGCCCAGCGACAUGCUCAAGUCCACAUUCUGGCAGGGGGUCGGUCCGAUCAAAUGCGUCAAGUCGCGCGUCCAGAAGCUGGUGUUCGACCAGUUCACCGGGGGCACCAACCAGGUUGAGUUCCUGAAGCUGGUUCUUGGGAGAGCUGUGCUGCUGCAGAAGGUGAUUGUCUUGCUGGCCGGUGCGGAUUCUAUCUCGAUUCGCGAGGCCACGAACAAGCUGCAGCCGUUGGCUUCCAAGAAAAUGUGGGCGACUAAGGUCUGGGGCAGAACUUCCUUGGAGGUCCGUGGACGUGCGGCAGGCCAGGUUUGGAGGUACGACGAAGCGUCUGAUCUUUCUGUCGGUGACCCGUUUAUCUCUUAAGCCGGCAUCGAUGGAGCGUUUUCAUUAGCUGCUAGAGCAUUUUAUCGUUUGAAUGGCGCAUUUCCUUGUGAAAGGGAACUGAUGUAGCAUUAGCUAGCAGCUCUUUUUGGAGCGUUGGAGAUUUGGGGUUCAGCAACAGAAGGUUGUGGGUUUAGCAACACCGAUGAACUGAGACUUCUCGUGACUUGGAUAUGUAAAAUGUAGUACUAGUUAUCUGCACCUGCAUGUAAUGUGACAUCCCUAGCUCUACUGUUACUUUUAUUUCUCCAAUCGAUGAGAUUUUCAUGGCUGCGGCUGUGGCUUACUUA
This is a messenger RNA of Triticum urartu, 1900 nucleotides long. RefSeq names its product F-box/LRR-repeat protein At3g26922. Gene Ontology annotation, molecular function: protein binding. The record is from RefSeq and is a predicted model, not a curated record. NCBI's taxonomy places the organism in Eukaryota, Viridiplantae, Streptophyta, Magnoliopsida, Poales, Poaceae.